UCACAUUGCAUUCCAUCGUCUCUUCCGCCAACUAUCCUCUCGAAUAUCAUCCCCAAUGGGCAUUAAGGGUAUUCUCGGCUACAUUCUCGGCAAUUAUGAGCGUAGGGGCAUGUACAACAACAAUUCCUCCUAUCCGGAAUGGCUAGGUGACAAUGUCGUGCGAUUCAUCCUCGCCCUUUCUCCCGAGCAAUGCAAGGAGAUGGCAGAUCUUAUUGACAAGAUUGAGUGGGUAGACGAUGAGAAUGAUGUUAUGGAUGAUGAUACUCAGGAGUACUAUGAAGCCUGCGAGGGAAUCUGGCAAGACAGUUUCCCUUAUGGCGGUCCUGAGAAUUGGUUCAAGGAGAAGGAUCUGGAGGGCAUUUCUGAACAGGAAAAGGACGACAUAAUUAAAGAGAGAACAAAGAAGGCUGAAGAGUUGUUGGGCAAGGACAGCAUUGAGCGGUGCAAGUACGACAGUAUCACAGCAUUGUGGAGAGAUGAGAAUGGCCAUUUUUGUGCAAUAUGGGGCGAGUUUUUGAGAGGAGCAAGCGGAGCAAGCGGGCUGCCAAUGAUCCAGCAGGGAAAGCUCGUACAUCUGAUUGAUUCCAUUGCUAGUGAUGGUUUGAACGAUUGGGCAUACUUCAUCGACUUUCACCACGAGAAAAUGGAGAUUUGGCGCUCUGGAGACUUUCUCAAAGAGUUAUCGUUUGCCUUUUUCCGAGAAAACCCAGACUAUAUGAAAACCAAUUUCAGGGUGGAGGAGUGGUGAUAUCAACCAGCGACGAGGACGGGCCUGUGAUGCAGGCAUUGGUGGCGCUCAAUGUAGAUAAACAGAUGUAGAUGCAAGAUUCUCUGAG
Molecule: messenger RNA, 836 nt
Organism: Cryptococcus amylolentus CBS 6039
Lineage: Eukaryota; Fungi; Basidiomycota; Tremellomycetes; Tremellales; Cryptococcaceae
Exons: 3
Coding region: 56-748 (230 amino acids)
Source: RefSeq, a predicted model, not a curated record